This is a messenger RNA of Sorex araneus (European shrew), 6078 nucleotides long. RefSeq names its product zinc finger and BTB domain containing 6 (gene ZBTB6). Gene Ontology annotation, molecular function: DNA-binding transcription factor activity, RNA polymerase II-specific; RNA polymerase II cis-regulatory region sequence-specific DNA binding; protein binding. The transcript is spliced from 2 exons. The coding region runs from base 171 to 1442 and encodes 423 amino acids. The record is from RefSeq and is a predicted model, not a curated record. NCBI's taxonomy places the organism in Eukaryota, Metazoa, Chordata, Mammalia, Eulipotyphla, Soricidae. Gene Ontology annotation, biological process: regulation of transcription by RNA polymerase II.
GAAGAAAAAGACGCGUCCCCAGAAGUCCUUCCGGGUGUCCGGCCCGCUCUCGCGCCGCCUCCCGCGCCUGCACCGGAAGUGAUUCCUCCGAAACAAGCCCUACUUCCGGUUGGGUCGCCGCCGCCGCCGCCGCCGCCAGCUGCGCUCGGGUGUGUGAGGCGAUUGUGACCAUGGCUGCUGAAUCUGAUGUUCUGCACUUCCGAUUUGAACAGCAAGGCGAUGUCGUCUUGCAGAAAAUGAACCUCUUGAGACAGCAGAACUUAUUCUGUGACGUGUCAAUUUAUAUUAAUGACACCGAGUUCCAGGGGCACAAGGUGAUUUUAGCUGCUUGCUCGACUUUUAUGAGAGAUCAGUUCUUACUAACACAGUCAAAACAUGUCAGAAUCACCAUCUUACAGAGUGCAGAAGUUGGCAGGAAAUUGCUGCUCUCUUGCUAUACAGGAGCACUUGAAGUUAAGAGGAAAGAGCUUUUGAAAUAUUUGACUGCUGCUAGUUACCUUCAGAUGGUUCACAUUGUGGAAAAGUGUACGGAAGCAUUAUCCAAGUAUUUGGAAAUUGAUCUUUCUAUGAAAAACAGCAAUCAGCAUUCUGACCUUUGUCAGUCCUCCGAUCUAGAUGUUAAGAAAGAAGACAGUUCGGAUAAAGACUGUGAGAUCAUUGAAAUCUCAGAAGAUAGUCCCGAAAACAUAGAUUUCCACAUUAAAGAGGAGGAAAGCAGUGCUUUGCAGUCUACAAUCGAAAGCUUGACACCAGAGAGGAAGGAAAUAAAGUCACCAGACUUGUCAUCAAUUGAUAUAGGCUUUAAAGACAAUGAAAUUUGUAUCCUCCACGUGGAGUCCAUCGGUACGCCUGGCGUAGAGAACGAGCCAUUUUCACAACCUUGUACGUCUUCAAAAGCAAGCAUGUAUUUUUCAGAAACACAGCAUUCAUUGAUCAAUUCAACAGUUGAGAGCAGGGCGACAGAAGUUCCUGGGACAUAUGGCCAGGGAUUAUUUUGUGAAAAUACUGAAGUAAGUCAUGGCGCAGUGAACGAGAUUCAGAAUCUCGGUGAUGCCUAUUCACUGAGACAUCAGUGCCCCAGGUGUCCUCGGGGAUUUCUUCAUGUUGAAAAUUAUCUGCGUCAUCUUAAGAUGCAUAAACUAUUCUUGUGUUUGCAGUGUGGGAAAACAUUUACACAAAAGAAAAAUCUCAACCGGCACAUUCGUGGGCACAUGGGUAUACGGCCCUUUCAGUGUACAGUGUGCUUAAAGACAUUUACGGCUAAAAGUACACUUCAGGACCACUUGAACAUACACAGUGGAGAUCGGCCAUACAAAUGCCACUGUUGUGACAUGGAUUUCAAGCACAAGUCUGCCCUCAAAAAACACCUAACCUCUGUCCAUGGUAGAAGCAGUGGGGAGAAACUGCCAAGGCAUGAUCUCCAAACUCAAAACCUACUAUAGUUAGAAUCAUACUUUGCCUUGUAAGCCUUAUCCCUGUUAGACAAAUCUUUCUGAAGAAAUGCCGCAUUUGUAAUAUUGCAUUCCCUCCCCCUGAAUUGUUGGGUCUUGUUAUUGGUCUGCCUACAUGUUAUUCUUUCUGAUCUUUAUCAGUUCUAAAGUUGUGGAAACAAUAGUGAAGCUGAUGGGAUUGGAUUCUAUCUGACUCAUACAUUAUCUGUAAAUCUCAGUGUUAUACCUCGAAUAGUGUUCCUGUCCUAAAUCUUGAUUCUGAUGACAAGAUCAAGGAUUUUCAUCUUCUGAAAUUUUCCCCCAGCAAUUUUUUUCUUUUUGCUUUGUGUGGCAUGAUUUUUUUUUUAAAUAUUGAAUCACAGUGAGAAACAGUUAUAUAGCUGUACAUGAUGGGUUUCAGUCAUUCAAUGGUCCAGCUCCUAUCCCUCCAGUGUACAUUUUCUACCACUAAUAUGCCUAGUUUCCCUCCCAGAACCUCACCACCCCACCCCACCACCAGCCUGCCUCUAUGGCAGGCAUUUUUCUCUCUCUUCUUUUGUGCAUUAUAGUUUGCAAUACAGAUGAUAAGAGGUCACAGUGUUUGUUCAGGGAUUCAAAUUUUUACUGGGAAGAUACCGUUGGAGUAGCUUUUUUUAACUGGGUGACAACUUUCAGGUGUGGACAUGACUCUGGAGGCUUCCAGAAGUACAGGGAGGUUGGGGGAGGUAGCCUAUCCCAAUUUGGAGAAAGCCUAAUGAUAUCAGUCACAAAAUCCGCAUAUCCAGAUUUUCAGCAGGUUACUUUUUCGGUGAGGUGAAGUCUGUCUUGAGAUCGUGGAGACGGCUGGGGACAUGGUGGCAAUUUUGGAUUGCGGGAGCAGUGGCUGCUAGUGUUUCUGUUUGGGCGGGUACCGUGCUAACCCAUCCCACUCUGAUGUGCCCCUGAUUAUUUAGCUGUGUGCAGGUCUGAGAGAUUUACAAUGUAUUUUUGAUCUCUGUCGAGAUUUAUGAGUCUGGAGCAAGGCUGACAAAUGAGCUUGUAUGGUGGCGCCAAGGUGGUUUGUGGGCAUGGCUCCCACAUACCUGAUUUUUGGUGGUUUACUUUCUCAGUAAACUUGGUCCCGAUUGGAGUCCAGCUGGGGUAGCAGUGACUUUGUGGCAUCAGGAAGCUCGAAGGCACCAUCACACUGCUGGUGGGUCCAGAUUCACCUGCUGGUGGCAAUGUGCCCUCUGGGCUGCAGUGGUGAUGGCAGCCCUGCUGGGACCAGGACCUGGGCCAGGGCAGCUACUGUGCAGCGUAGGCACUCCGGGCAGGCUGCCACCACCAGUUCAGUAGAACCUGACCAGAGGCACACUCCCCUGUUCUCAUGUCCAGUCUCCAGGCAGUUGGCACUCAGGGAGAUUUUCCUCCAAAAUAUACUGUGGCGGCAACGGCAGUGCAGGCUGAACCGGGGGACCAGUGGUGGCGGGGACACCUGAGCCAGCCCCCGAUGUCACGGACCCAGGGCGCCCCCUCAACUCAGCUGUGCUCCAUGGUGAUACCAGAAAAGCACUCUUCUUUCACACCGAAAUUCUCUGGCCGCGUCAGCCCGCUGCCCAUGGCACUGAGAGCUGCUGUAACCACUUUUGGCGCUCAGGGCCACACUGCUAUCUUCACGGGUCCCACUCUGGGCUGGCCCUCCACAGCAGGCGCCUGGUUCGUUUCGAAAGCACUCUUACUGAGCGAGAAUUUUCAGGACAUAUUCAUUCACGCGGAAAUGUGACCCCAGUGGCCCGCUGUGCAGAGCACUGAGGUCUGCCUUCGCUCUGCCAACUUUGGCGCCUGCCACCACACCACUGCCAUCUUCCGAAUCCCCAUGUUCUCAUUCUGAGUCUAGAUCAUUGAUCUGUGUAAUAGGUGUAAAGUUCAACAAUCUAACCUUAAUAGGAUAAUGGAAAGAGAAAAUUUUAAAAUGCUUUUAUACAUGAUUAGUCAAUUUAAGAGCAAACGAUUAGUAAUUUUUUUGGUGAGCUGUAAGCAACUGCUAUUAGAUCAUAUACUUUUUGUUAAAAACUAAGGGAACAUAAUUUAUGUUCAUGUGGAAGUUUCCUCAUAGAUAGGCUAAUGUUCCAAAAAACCAUAUUUCUAUGAGUUAAUAUACACAUAUUAGAUAUAAUUAAUUGCACCCAAAUUCCUUAAUUUUAUUUAAUACAGCUGCUUGUGAUCAUUAUAUGGUCAGUAAAAUUAUACCAUUGGCAUAAAGUUCUGAGAAAUGACUACUUUAGAAAUUAUGACUUUACCAAGUCUAUCAUACCAUUCUUUUUCUUAAAUUUUGUGUUUUGGAUAACAGUAAGAUUGAAUCUGGUCUUGGUGCACAGUUCUAUUAAAGUUAACAUAGAUUUUUUUUUCUUUUUUAUUCACAGCAAUCAAUACAGGACAUUCCGUCAGGCUAAAAACCCUAUAGUAAUAUCUCUUUGUAGUCAGCUUCUAACUCUUAGACCCUGACAAUAGUUCCUCAUUACUUUAGUUUUGUCUUUUCUGGAAUGUCAUAAAAGGAAUUUUAUUGUAUGGCCCCUUUUGAGAUGCUUUAUUCUCCUAGCAUGAUGCCCUUAGGAUUCAUCCAUAUUAUGUCCAUAAAGAGUUCAUUUCCUUGCUUAUUGUGCUUUGACAGUAUGUAUUAAUUUUUUUGCUGUCUCAGACACAGUUUAAACUUGGGUGGUAGAGUGCUUAUCUUGCAUGUAUGAGACUCUGGGUUUCAUCCAUGGCACUGGCCCGCAGAACUUCAGAAAACACAAAUGUGGGUAAUUCUUAGUGUUUUCUUAAAGUUUUUUUUUUUUUUUGAGUGGGGGUGCACACCUGGUGAUAUUCAGGGCUUACUCUGGGCUCUGCACCCAAGAAUCACUCCUAGCAGUGCUCAGGGGACCAUAUGGGAUGCUGGGGAUCAAACCUGGGUCGACUACGUACAAGGCAAGUGCCUUACCCACUGUACUAUCUCUCUGGCCCCUCUUAAUAACUUUUUAAAAUAUAAGUGGAAAAAGUUUAAUUUCCUCCCCGUUAACAAAAAUCUUAGCCACUGUAGAGUUUUUUCCAGUAUUUCUAGAAAUGUGCCAAAAGUAAAACUAUGACUACAUGGCUUUUUUUAUUAGUAGCAUUGCAAAUUGUGUUGUGAGUGAUUGCUCUCUAAUUUCUGUUUACAUAGAAAUGAUAUUAUUUGGGUGUUUUUUUUUGGUGAUAAUGAAAGAAGAUAUCUUUCAGGACAAAUUCUAUUCUCUAAAACAGAAACUACUCUUAGUAACGAAGCUUGACUACAGAUGCGUCUUACUUGCAAGAUAUUCUAUUUCCCUGCUCUCAAAUUUAUGUAGACUGUUGUACUUAGUUUCCAUUGACUGCCUUCCAUAUUUUCAAAUGUAACAUACCUUGUGCCAUUUAUGAGAAUUUUUGUGGUGAAAAUGUGUUAUAAAUAUUAAAUACAGCUUUGUGAUAACUUUUGUGAAAAAUAUAUUCUUCAUAGAAUUUGAACUGUGGGUGGGACUUUAGGGAAAUCUAGCUCAUACUUAAUUUAAAAACAUGACUUCUUAACCCCUGCUUGGUAGUGACAUCAAGCAGAUCACUUCUUAAAUUUAUAUUUGAAAUAAAAUGGUGGGACCCCAGAGAUAGCACAAUGGGCAGAGCCCUUGCUUUUUUAUAGAGGAGACCUGGGUUCAUUACCCGGUACUAUAUGGUACCCGAGUACUACCAGGAGUGACCCCUGAGCACUACUGGAAAUGUGGCCUAGAAGCCAAAAGUAAAGUUAAUUUUGAUGAUUUUGUUAUAUUAUCUCAGGGUCUAAAAUUCUAUAAUGUAUUUAAAACUUGCUGAGUUUCUAAAAACAAGGGGAGCAACAGAGGAAAGUUUUGUGUCUUUAUAAAUGUUGCUAUUGCGUUACUCCACCUGACAAUUUUUCUAAAGUAUAAGUGUCUUCCUUUCACUAGAGGAUAUUAAACAGCUCAGCAUUAAAUUUUCUUUCCCCACUUUUCCUAGAAUCGGUCAUUUGUAGGCAUGAAAGUAUUUCUCAUUCAGGAACAGUUUGUGAUUGAAGUAAUCUUUUUAUUUUUUGCUCCUUAGGAUGAAAGUUUGUAGGAAAGGGUGGAAAUGGGGAGGGGUGUAUAUUAAUAACCUUUUUUUUAGGAAUUGGUAUCUAUUUGAUGUUUUAAAAAAUAUAUAUGGUUAAACUGUUUAAGUUUUACGUGUGCCUUGUCAUAUUCUUGUGAAAAUUUUUGUAAGCACUUUGAGAUUUUGCUUGAGGGGGAGGGGUGUUUUGUGAAAGGGAAGAUUGUUAUUUAUUAUUAUUUAUUCCUCUUUAGUAACACAGAAUGAUCUGAAAACAUUCCUAGGAGGGUGUCUGUUUGCAUGAUGUGUCUAAACAACUUCAGGAAAACAGAAUCUUUUUUUAAAUGCAAGUAUGGCAAAGUGUUGAAAUUAUUCAUUUAGAGUAUUUUAUUUGUAUUUCUGAUACGAUGAGAAAAAUACAGUAUGUUUGAGUUUAGCCUCUUUAUUUAAUGCAUUUAUACGUAAUGUAUCUUGGAAAGUAGUUAUUACUUUGGUGUAAGAGAAAAUUGUUGCCUUUUUAAUUUGGUUGUAAGUAUCCUAAUGUUUACGUAAGAAAUAAACUGGAGAUGAGAAUGGAAAA